Pomacea canaliculata is the source of this 3256-nucleotide messenger RNA. RefSeq names its product fibropellin-1-like. The record is from RefSeq and is a predicted model, not a curated record. Lineage: Eukaryota; Metazoa; Mollusca; Gastropoda; Architaenioglossa; Ampullariidae. Gene Ontology annotation, molecular function: calcium ion binding. The coding region runs from base 118 to 2538 and encodes 806 amino acids. Gene Ontology annotation, biological process: establishment or maintenance of epithelial cell apical/basal polarity; heterophilic cell-cell adhesion. Gene Ontology annotation, cellular component: plasma membrane; protein-containing complex. The transcript has 16 exons.
CCCGAGGCCGGAUCUGUGUUCCGUGUCGUCGCCGCCAGGUAAAAUAUUCUAACACCUGUUGUGUACAUCACUACUGACUUCUCAGUGAAGUUGAGAGAUUCGAGCUUGACAACGUCGAUGUCGUCUUUCAACAGCUCAGCUAACCUCUGUGCCUCAUCUCCCUGUCAAAAUGGAGGAACCUGCAAAUCAUGGUCUUCAAACUACUUUUGCUCCUGUCAACCUGGCUACGUGGGGCUUAACUGUGACAUCCCUAACUUCUGUGUCUCAUCUCCAUGUCAAAACGGAGGACGCUGCCUGUCGUGGUCUUCAAGCUACUGGUGUUCCUGUCGAACGGGCUACAGCGGGGAUCGCUGUGAAAUCCCGGACCCGUGUCUUCCUUCGCCAUGUCAGAACGGGGGACGGUGUUUAAGGUACGCAAGUAACUACUUCUGUGACUGCGACAACAACUUCUAUGGUGCAAGGUGUCAGUAUGCUAACUUCUGUGCCUCAUCUCCCUGUCAAAAUGGAGGAACCUGCCAAUCAUUGUCUUCAAAAUACUUUUGCUCCUGCCUACCUGGCUACGUGGGGCUUAACUGUGACAUCCCAGACCCGUGUCUUUCUUCGCCAUGUCAGAACGGUGGACGGUGUGGAAGGUACGAAAGUAGCUACGUCUGCUUCUGUGUCUACGGCUUCUCGGGUUGGAGGUGUGAGUUUGGUGACUACUGUGCCUCAUCUCCCUGUCGAAACGGAGGAACCUGUCAAUCAUCAUAUACAGACUAUUCGUGCUCCUGUCCAAUUGGUUACGCUGGGGUUAAUUGUUAUUUCCCGGACCCGUGUCUUUCUUCGCCAUGUCAGAACGGUGGACGGUGUCAAAGCUUAGGAAGUUUCUACAUCUGUGACUGCUACAACAACUUCGCAGGACUGAGGUGUGAGCAAGCUGCCAACUCGCAGGACUUCAAGCCAAAGACGACAUGUGCUGAAUUGCUCUGUCCUUUAUUCGGUGUUAUCGGUUUUGGCCUCAUAGUAAUUAUCGCCGUUUGUUUCGUGAUCGCCAAGAAAAGGAACAAGACGACAGCGAGACCUACAGCUUCGUUCUGCACGGACCCGUGUCAUUCUUCGCCAUGUCUGAACGAUGGACGAUGUCAAAGCUUCAAAAGUGUCUACAUCUGUGACUGCUACAACAACUUCGCAGGACUGAGGUGUGAGCAAGCUGCCAACCUCGCAGGACUUCAAGCCAACACGUCAUGUGCUGCAUUUCUCUGUCCUUUAUUCGGUGCUAACGCAUUUGGCCUCAUAAUAAUUAUCGCCCUUUGUGUCAUGAUCGCCAAGAAAAGGAAAAGACGACAGCGAGAACUACAGCUUCGUUCUGCAGCUCUUGACGUCAGUGCAAACUUUCAGUCGGACACCCGAGUCAGCACCCUCACCUCUGUGUCUGACCACCCCACUGCCGAACACCCGUACAGUGUGCGCUAUACCCGUACAGACAGUCAGACAAGCACGUGUGUCAUUGAACACAUUUCUCUGUCGGAAUACGAGUCCAGUCAUCUCUCUCCUCAGCAGCCACAUCUCCAUGACAACUACGAGAGCAGACUAGAUGGAGGGUCGGUCAAUGACGGGUACGACCACGUCAGAGACUUACCUCCCUCCUACCUGUCUGUGGUGACAGAUCCCAGGUACAUCCGUGACGAGGGCGACUCUGUGCAACAGCUGCCAUCGUACGAUGACGUAGUGGCUGCGGUACGAUCAUCACCAGCACCCAGAGACAGGAAAGAGACUUCCUCAGCAUCAAUGUCUUCUUUCAACAUCUCAGCGGACCCGUGUCUUUCUUCUCCGUGUCAGAACGGUGGACAGUGUGCAGGGUACGGAAGUGGCUACUUCUGCUUCUGUGUCAACGGCUUCUGGGGUUGGAACUGUGAGGUUGGUGACCACUGUGCCUCAUCUUCCUGUCGAAACGGAGGAACCUGCCAAUCGUUGUAUUCAGGCUAUUCGUGCUCCUGUGCAACUGGUUACGCUGGGUUUAAUUGUGACUUCCCGGACCCGUGUCUUUCUUCGCCAUGUCAGAACGGUGGACGGUGUGUAAGCUAUGGAGGUGUCUACCUCUGUCACUGCUCCAGCACCUACACAGGACUGAGGUGUGAGCGAGAUGCCAGCUCGCAGGACUUGAACCAGGACUUGAACCAGGACUUCAAGCCAAACACGUCAAAGAAGUCAUGUGCUGAAUUGAUCUGUCCUUUAUUCGGUGUUAUCGGUUUUGGCCUCAUAGUAAUUAUCGCCGUUUGUUUCGUGAUCACCAAGAAAAGGAAAAGACGACAGCGAGACCUACAGCUUCGUUCUGGAGCUCAUGACGUCAGUGCAUACUUUCAGUCGGACACCCGAGUCAGCACCCUCACCUCUGUGUCUGACCACCCCACUGCCGAACACCCGUACAGUGUGCACGAUACCAGCACAGACAGUCAGACAAGCACGUGUGUCAUUGAACACUUUUCUCUGUCGGAACUCGAAUCCAGUCAUCUCUCUCCUGAGCAGCACAUCUCCAUGACAACGAGGAGAGCAGACUAGAUGGAGGGUCGGUCAAUGACGGGUACGACCACGUCAGAGACCUACCUCCCUCCUACCUGUCUGUGGUGACAGAUCCCAGGUACAUCCGUGACGAGGGCGACUCUGUGCAACAGCUGCCAUCGUACGAUGACGUAGUGGCUGCGGUACGACCAUCACUAGCACCCAGUGACGGGAAUGUGACGUCAAUAGAGGUGACGUCAUGAUCUCACAGAACAGACACGUCAUCAGAGACCAACGUUACCUCAGCCUACAGUAGAAACACUACGUCCUUCUUAGAGAAUCAACCUGGCUGUCAGUCAGAGCCGACAUUGUGACCUUUAACCUUUAUCAGCACUGUAGAUGACCAACAUAGACCCAGUUCAUAGAAAACGACCAACAGAUUAACAAAACAAUCAGUCCAUGUACCUUGUAUGUCUUACACUUAACUAUUUUGCUAAUUUGUUUUAAAAUACAUCAGCAUGUGUGACCAUAUUAAACACGAGGAAACUGUUAUCAUUGUUACGUUGCCUCUGUCGUCUUUUAUCGUAUUCCGCGUUUUUAUAUUUUAAUCUUGACAGACUUUUGCACUCAUCUCUUUGUUCUGGAAGACGUUAUACAUCAAACAAAAAAGAUCAAACAACCAGUUUCUCCGUCUCUCAACCAAUGGGAUUAGACCUAGACACUGAGAAAUAGUGUCAACCAACAACAUUAGACCAGGAAUAAAGGUCGCUUCUCACCA